ACAAUGCAGGCAAACACAGUUUAUGGAGCUUUACAUGGGCUUCAGACAUUCAGCCAGUUAUGCCAUUUUAACUAUAAAAGCAGAGUGAUUGAAGUUCAUAUGUCACCUUGGACUAUUACUGAUCAGCCAAGAUUCUCUUAUCGAGGCCUCUUAAUUGGAUAGGGGGACCAGUUUUCCAAUGAUAUUGGUUUUUGGAAUUGGCUGCGCACUGGGCUGGUAAUCUGAUUGUUUGACUUAAUAAGGUCCUUUCCUUUAAAGUGUUCUUGACUGAAAUUAAUAUCUUGCAGAUACAUCCCGUCACUAUCUUCCUUUGCCCGUCAUUAAGAAUGUUAUUGGUUCCAUGACCUAUGCAAAGCUGGUUAAAGAAGCAUCACAUGAAUGAAUCUCAAGCUUAUCAGUACUUUGUCUUGAGAGCUCAGAAUAUAGCUCUGUCCCGUGGAUAUGAAAUUGUUAACUGGGAGGAGACAUUCAACAACUUUGGCAAUAAAUUGAGCCGUAAAACUGUGGUGCACAAUUGGCUUGGUCGUGGAGUUGCUCAGCAAGUGGUGGCAUCUGGAUUAAGGUGCAUUGUGAGCAACCAGGAUAAGUGGUACUUGCACUACUUGGACACCACCUGGCAGGAAUUCUAUAUGAAUGAACCACUCACAAAUAUUACAAACUCCAAGCAACAGAAGUUAGUUAUUGGUGGUGAGGUAUGCAUGUGGGGUGAAUACAUUGAUGGGUCAGAUAUAGAACAAACCAUAUGGCCACGUGCUGCAGCAGCUGCUGAGCGGCUAUGGACACCAUAUGACAAGCUUGCCAAGGAUGCAAGUGAAGUUACUGGAAGGUUGGCUUAUUUCAGAUGUUUACUGAAUCAAAGAGGAGUUGCUGCUGCUCCAUUAUCUGGACCAGGCCGAGUUGCCCCUUUUGAACCAGGUUCCUGCUACGUGCAAUAAGAAG
This is a messenger RNA of Rubroshorea leprosula, 939 nucleotides long. The record is from the annotation of a GenBank genome assembly. Lineage: Eukaryota; Viridiplantae; Streptophyta; Magnoliopsida; Malvales; Dipterocarpaceae.